AUGGUGCAAUUUGAAAGAGCUGGUCCAGAGAGUGAGUUACAAUUGAGAAAGUACGCUGGAAAGAAGAGAGAUUCAGAGGAGGAGUCCCUGACGUCUUCGCGUUUUGCAAUCCAAGCAUUUUCUCGAAAAACUAACAUCACCAUCGUGCUCAAGAGUCACCGGAAGUUCACGCGCUUCACCGCCUAUACACUCGCCGUCACGCGCCAUCCGGAGGUUGAAGACACUGACGUCAGCUGCCACGUUAGCGAUCUGACCGGUCAACGACAGCAAACUCUGUUAAACAACAACAGAGAAAACUUAGAGGGAGAUUUGGGAAGCAGUAGUUCGUCAUCUAUCGACAACCGCCGCUGCCCACGACAACAACAAUUCCGCCCUAAUGACAUCAAAGUUGACAUUCCUGAAUUCAAGGGAAGGCUCCAGCCAGACAAGUUUGUAGAUUGGCUGCAAACUGUUGAACGAGUAUUUGAAUACAAAGAGAUUUUAGAUGUGCAGAAAGUCAAGAUUGUUGCCCUCAAACUCAAGAAACUUGCUUCUAUUUGGUGGGAAAACCUCAGACGGAAGUGGGAACGUGAGAGAAAGCAUAAGAUUGAGACCUGGGAGAGAGAGAAGGAGGAGCAAACAAUAGCUCGAUACCUUGCAGGCUUAAACACAGAUAUCAGUCGUCCAGUCCAGCUUCAACAAUAUUGGACCUUAGAUGAUGUCAUUCGUCUAGCCCUGCGUGUUGAGAAGCAGAUGCCCAAGAGGUCCACUUUCCAGCCUUCGUCCUCUAGGGGUUAUCCAAAAGGUCGUAAGGUAGAAUUUCAGCAGACCAACUCCUCAAGCAAGCCACAACCUACUGCUAUACACAAACCACCAUCCAAUAUUGCCAAGGAAUCUGGAUCAGGGUAUGAAGCACUUGAAGAAGAUGAGGAGGAUACUAAGUUCUACGGCACUGAUCCCGUAUAUAAUGAGGAGGUCAUACUUGCUGAUCAAAGAGAAGCAUUGGUGCUUAGACAAAUAUCUAACUACAUGGUGGAGAAACUAAAGUUGCCAACACAAGAUCAUCCACAACCUUACAAGCUGCACUGGCUUAACAAAGGGAAUGAGGAGGAAUUCAAAGUGUUGAAAUCCGAAGCCCAAAUGAUGAGCUUUAUUCUGGUGCUUGAGGUGAAUGACGAGACGGCCAAUCCACCUAGAGUCAUUCCGCUAUUGUCAGAAUUUCCAAAUGUAAUAUCUGAUGAGAUACCACCAAGGUUGCCUCCAAUGCGAGACAUACAGCAUGCCAUUGACUUCGUUCCAAGAGCAGUCAUUCCUAAUAAGCCUGCUUACAGGAUGAGUCUCCAGGAACAUGCCGAAGUCCAACGACAAGUUGAAGAGUUGUUGAAGAAAGGCUUCCACGGAUUAGCUUCUUUCUAUAGGAGAUUUAUCCAUAAUUUUAGCUCAAUUGCUGCACCACUUAUAGACUGCACUAAAGGAGAGAAGUUUCAGUGGACAGAGCAAGCUCAGAAAAGCUUUGAGGAGCUUAAGAAGAAGUUAACCGAAGCUCCAGUCCUAGCUCUUCCUAAUUUUGACCAAGUGUUUGAAGUUAGCUGUGAUACUUCUAACACCGGCAUUAGUGCUGUCUUAAGCCAGGAUGGCCAUCCCAUUGCCUUUUUUAGUGAGAAGCUCAAUGAUGCCAAGCUCAGAUAUUCUACCUAUGACAAGAAAUUCUAUGCCAUUGUCCGAGCUCUUCAAUAUUGGAGUCAUUAUCUCCUGAAUAAAGAGUUCAUACUUUUUUCUGAUCAUGAGGCUCUCAAGUAUUUAAACUCCCAGCAGAAGAUCAGUCGCAAACAUGCUCGUUGGAGUAAACUCUUACAGUCUUAUCCAUUCCUUAUCAAACAUAAGGCUGGAACUCUGAACUCCAUAGCUGAUGCCCUUAGUCGUCGCCAUGUGCUACUUACAACACUACAAACUAAGGUUGUUGGAUUUGACUUUGUCAAAGAGUUGUAUCAGGAUGAUCCUGAUUUUUAA
This is a messenger RNA of Prosopis cineraria, 1989 nucleotides long. RefSeq lists its product as uncharacterized. The transcript is spliced from 9 exons. The record is from RefSeq and is a predicted model, not a curated record. The coding region runs from base 1 to 1989 and encodes 662 amino acids. NCBI's taxonomy places the organism in Eukaryota, Viridiplantae, Streptophyta, Magnoliopsida, Fabales, Fabaceae.